AUGUUCCUUGCGAAGUGCGUUCGGGUGUUUGCCCCGCGCAGUUUGAGAUUUUACAGGGUGUUGGCGAUUGAGUCCUCGUGCGACGAUUCGAGUGUUGCCUUGCUGGACUGCGACGACGACGAUCACAGUGGUGGUGGUUUUGGGCAGUGCAGGGUUCUGUGCCAUUUGAAAGAUACCUUGGACAGUGCCAGCGCUGGGGGGAUUAUCCCCACGCAGGCCCACACGCACCACCAGAGUGCACUGCCGUGUCUCCUCGAAAAACUUGAGUUAUCCAGAAUCACGAACCGUCCCGAUCUGAUAGCAGUGACGAGGGGUCCCGGGAUGCUUGGAUCUCUGUCUGUCGGGCUCAAUCUGGCCAAGGGGCUGUCGUUAGCUCUGGGUGUGCCCCUCUUGGGCGUAAAUCAUAUGUUGGGACACCUUUUGGUUCCUCGGAUGACGGACCCCCGCAUCGAGUUCCCGUUCACGAGUCUGCUUGUCAGUGGCGGCCACACAAUGCUGGUGCACUCCGAGGAUAUCAUCAACCACAGAAUCGUGUGUGAUACGAUUGACGUUGCCGUCGGCGACUCUCUGGAUAAAUGUGGACGUGAACUUGGCAUUACCGGGAUCAUGAUUGGGAAAGAGAUGGAACGUUGGGCCCGCAAUGCGGCACAGGGUGAACGGCACCCUUUCAGGUUACCGAAUCCUUUGAGUGGGUUCAAUAAGGGGAAACUGGCCUUCUCGUUUGCACCAUUUGUCACCGCAGUGAAGGAACAACUGAAAUUGACCCCCUUGAACGGGACCGACACACAGAAGGGAGUCUUCGCGGGGCAAAUUCAGGAAGCAAUAUUCACUCAUCUAAUAUCCAAGAUCAGAGAUGUCAUGCGGAAUCCCUCAGGGAAUAUACGCACACAGGGUGCAAGAAGCUUUGUUUGUUCGGGCGGUGUCAGUUCCAAUGUUGAGUUGAGGAGAAGACUCGAACUCGAACUCAAGGACCACUUCGACAAUUUUUACUACCCAGAGGCCGCUUUGUGUACGGACAACGCAGUGAUGAUCGGAUGGACUGGUAUUGAACUGAUGCGGCACUUUAAAACCACGAAAAAUGUCCAGAUAUAUAACGAUAUGAGUAUGUUACCCGUGAGGAAAUGGGCGCUUGAUGAACUAGCCGCCAUAUCAGAGUGGAAAAAAGAAAAAUAUUAUGUAAAUAACAAUGAUUAUAUGAGGUAA
Messenger RNA from Huiozyma naganishii CBS 8797, 1203 nucleotides. RefSeq names its product putative N(6)-L-threonylcarbamoyladenine synthase (gene QRI7). The record is from RefSeq and is a predicted model, not a curated record. Gene Ontology annotation, cellular component: mitochondrion. The transcript has a single exon. The coding region runs from base 1 to 1203 and encodes 400 amino acids. Lineage: Eukaryota; Fungi; Ascomycota; Saccharomycetes; Saccharomycetales; Saccharomycetaceae. Gene Ontology annotation, biological process: mitochondrial tRNA threonylcarbamoyladenosine modification.